This is a messenger RNA of Megalops cyprinoides (Indo-Pacific tarpon), 1614 nucleotides long. It is a transcript of the gene c1qbp, whose product is annotated as complement component 1, q subcomponent binding protein. Lineage: Eukaryota; Metazoa; Chordata; Actinopteri; Elopiformes; Megalopidae. The transcript is spliced from 6 exons. Gene Ontology annotation, biological process: cytosolic ribosome assembly. The coding region runs from base 107 to 973 and encodes 288 amino acids. The record is from RefSeq and is a predicted model, not a curated record. Gene Ontology annotation, cellular component: mitochondrial matrix.
CGCGGAGGUCAGGGUGUCCUUCCACACGUGUUUCCAGUAGCUUCUGGCAGCUCAUAUCGAAGCAGAAAGCGUUGAGGCCGGUAGUGAGACCCCUAACACAGCAGACAUGUUAAAGUCUUUCGCCCGGGCGGUGAGUACCGCAGCUCGCAUCUCCACGAGAACAGCGACUGCACCCUCAACCCGAGUACUAGAACCUCUGAUGCGACCGACAUUAUGCGCAAAUUCUGCAGUAAUCCGGCCUUUCACUCGGUCGAUCUGGAUGAUGACCAGCGGGAGCUCUUCGGGGCACAGGCCGACGUUGCUGAACUCAAGUCGGGGUAUUCCAUCUGUGUCUUGUGGCUGUGGAGGACUUCAUACAGAAGGUGACAAAGCAUUUGCAGAGUUUCUUUCAGAUGAAAUCAAAGAGGAGAGGAAGAUUCAGAAACACCACUCACUUCCCAAGAUGUCUGGAGGGUGGGAUAUUGAAUUGAAUGGGACGGAAGCUAAGCUAAUUAGGACGAUUGGUGGAGAAAAGGUAACUGUCACGUUCAACAUCAACAACAGCAUUCCACCCACCUUUGAGGAAGAAGGGGAGCAGGGACAGAAGGGCGCUGAGAAUGAGCCUGAAAUUGUGUCAACACCCAACUUUGUGGUAGAAGUAACAAAACAGUCCUCAAACAAUUCUUUAGUGUUCGACUGUCACUAUCCUGAAGAUGAGACCGGCCAUGGGGAAGGGGAGGAGGAGAGCGACAUUUUUGCCAUCCGUGAAGUCAGCUUCCAGCCCUUAGGGGAGGCUGACUGGAAGGAAACAAGCUACACACUCAACACCGACUCCCUGGACUGGGCCCUGUAUGACCACCUGAUGGACUUCCUGGCUGACCGUGGGGUGGACAAUACCUUUGCCGAUGAGCUUAUGGAGCUGAGCACUGCCCUGGAGCACCAAGAGUACAUCAAGUUCCUGGAGAAUCUUAGUGGCUUUGUCAAGUGCCAGUAAGCAUUUACAUAGGGAAGACAAACAUGAUUUUCUCCCACAUGAAAAUUACAUCCCCUUUUCAGAAUCCUUAUUUGGAAGGGCAAAAACAUGAAGGGUCUGGUGUCCCAUAAGUGAAUACACAAGAAUGUCAUAUUAAAGUUGUCUGAAUUAUUGUCAUAUUAAAGUUGUUUAAACUGUUAGAAAGCCUCAAUACUUCCUUGAAUUGUGCACUUGUCCUGACUAGUUGUCAGGGUAGCAGGAGUCACAAUAAUUUAAAAAAACUGGGGAUUCAGCUUAACUGAAAUUGUUCUUACAUUGCAAAGCAAUUUUACUCAUUCCAAUCAUAAAUGGGACUUGCUUUCUGUGAUGGAAACCUGCAUUGCUCCCAUUUCUGGCUGCAGCUGAUUGAAAGUGAAAGUGUGUUCCUUUCCCACUGAUACUCUUGGCAGUAAGGAUGUUACCAUUCUAGGAUGAAAAGGCCAACAAAGUAGUCACUACGGUUGGAUGAUGCUGGUUCCAUUCUUGUUUGAGUUAUAGUGAUGAGUUGGGCAGGAAACUAGUCAGAUACUUACGUCCCCCCAGUAUUUUCUGCAGUGCUGAAACUGAAUGGAGAGACACAAUGUAUCGGUGUUCCUGUACAUGCCUGUUAAUGUGCAAGUGAA